Plasmodium yoelii is the source of this 879-nucleotide messenger RNA. Its product is annotated as PIR protein. The transcript is spliced from 3 exons. The record is from RefSeq and is a predicted model, not a curated record. The coding region runs from base 1 to 879 and encodes 292 amino acids. NCBI's taxonomy places the organism in Eukaryota, Apicomplexa, Aconoidasida, Haemosporida, Plasmodiidae.
AUGAAUGAUGAUUUAUGUGGAAUAAUUGGUUCUUUGAGGCAAUAUUUACCUGAUGACGUUACCCAAACAUCAUCACUCGAUUUUUAUAGUAAUUCGAAAUUCGUAAAAUACUGCCCUGAUAAAAACUGUAAUAGUGAUCUCGAUAAAAUUACGAUUGGAUUUUUAUGGUUACUUGAACAAUAUUUUUCUAAAUACCCAAAAAAGGGUAAAAUUGUAAAUGAUAUUAAACCAUUUUUUCUAUAUAUUAUUUUAUGGUUAAGUUACAAAUUAAAUCAAAACUCAGAGCACAAAACCACACAAAUAAACGAUUUUUAUAAUAAACAUGUAAAAAAUAGUGAUAAAUAUAAAAAAUUUAUAAGUGAUGCCUAUACAUAUACAGAUCUUGAGGAUGCCUUAAAUAAAAAAAAUGAUUUGUUGAAGAUUAAUAUUAAAGAUCUGUCUAAAUUUUAUGAUGCAUCCAAAUUAAUAUGUAGUAUGUAUGGUAAUCUUGAAACGAAUACAAAUAGCAACAUAUUGUCAGACAAUGCUACUAGUUUUGUUAACGAAUAUGCAGAGCUCAAAGAUGACAGUAAUAUUGAAGAUACCCUACAUGGUCAAAUAUUGUCUGAUUUAUCAACUGAUUAUGAUAAUAUAAAAGAUAAAUGUAAAAAUACUCAAUCCCUUCCAGAGAUAACAUCAAACAUGUACGCACAAACAUCUAGAGUUACAUCCAGUUCGUCGAUAGGAAAUAGAUUAUUUACAGUUUUAUCGAUAUUUGGUGCAAUAGCAUUUUUUUUAGGAAUUUCUUACAAGUAUUCAUUAUUUGGAUUUCGGAAACGAGCUCAAAAACAAUAUUUAAGAGAAAAAAUAAAAAAUAUUAAGAAGAAAAUGAAUCAUUAA